Drepanopeziza brunnea f. sp. 'multigermtubi' MB_m1 is the source of this 3018-nucleotide messenger RNA. The record is from RefSeq and is a predicted model, not a curated record. NCBI's taxonomy places the organism in Eukaryota, Fungi, Ascomycota, Leotiomycetes, Helotiales, Drepanopezizaceae.
AUGCCUUCUUUCUCAUUCCUCAGUCCCUCCAAAGCCAAAGCCAAAGCCAGAGCCAACGCCAACGCCAACGCCAACGCCAACGCCAACGCCAACGCCAAUGCCAAAAGAGAUCGUCAGAAGGCUCCUUCCCGUCGCGACAGCAGCCAUGAGAGCAGCACAGAUCAGAAGGCUCAACGGAGACAGUCCAAACGCGAUUAUCUCCGCAGUUUCUGGAGGCUGUCCAGCCUAUCCCACGAAUCCCGAGCCGACCGCCGUGCGAGUGGGCGGAGCACGCUGCGCCCAAGGCAAACGAAUUCCGAACCGGGAUCCGAACCGGAACCGGAACCGGAACCGGAACAGGCAGUCGCAUCUCCUGCAAAACUGCCAGAGUCCCCAGUCUCUCCCAUGGACAAGGACAAACCUCUGCCCCCCCCACCUUCGUUGGGCUUUCCGGAAAGCAUGCCUCCGGCGAAGGCUUCCGUCCAACUCGAGCGCAUCAUCUCGCCUAUCACAAGAGACGAACUGCAUCAGAUAUUCUCUGGAGCGCCUCAAUUCUAUGCCAGGGCAGAAGGGCACUAUACAGGCGCGCCGCAUCCUUCUGUCUGCUUCCCAUGGGAUGGUGACAUAAAGGUACGGGAUCUCACUGAUCACUGGAGAAUUCACGAUGAGGCAUGGGGAUAUGUCACGGCGUGGCCGCAUAUUACCAUACAAAGUAGCAGGAAUCCUUUUGCGAUAGAGAAACACCAUCAGAAGCGGAAAGCGCAUUACCUGCCCAGGUGUCGCGAAAGACCAAAUAUGUUGAGCAUGCACGGGAUUGAAAGGGGCACGAUGGGAUAUCAAGCUGCGCUGGAGAUGGGGGUUGCAGAUGCGCUCGAGAUCCCGGAUGGGCAUGUGGACACGAGUCCCGAGGUGGUUAAUGAACAUAGGAAGCAUUUUCUGAAUGGCAAGGAUGGGCUGAGACCGAUUCCGGAUAGUCUUCUCAUUGACCGUUUGCUCGACAUCAGUAGGGUGUACCACGAGGAUCCGGAGAAGAACCCGAGGCCGAGCUUUCAGCUGUACUCUGAGCUUUUCGCAGCGAUUUUAUUUCCUCCGUCGAAAAUUACUGAUCACAACGAUCCUUACAGCCUCGUCAUUCAAGUCGAGGCCUUGCUCGAGGUGCUAGCUGCGCCUAUAGUUUGGGUGGACUUUAGUCUGGUUGAAUGGCGAAUUAGACUUGGCCAAAUACUCUGGGGUGUAGCCCUUGAUCUGGAUCAGGAAGAUGGAGUUUCUAUCAACAAUGAGAUGGCUCGUGACCCUGGAACCGAACGAUACUGGCUGCUGGUGCAAAUUCUGCUGUCGUGCGAACUACUAACUCGGCUGGAUGCUAUAUCUGUGAAGAUGGACGAUGGCGUGAAGAUAGCGUCACCCAUGGAGAUCCGGGACUUCGAGCAGAUGGCAACGACGAGCAUCAAAUGGUCGCUUCUACUGGCUCGUACCUGGUUAGAGAACAUCACCAUCGAAAGGCCGGCUGUGACUAUUGCGGACAAGAAGCCAGGAUGGCGAGCGGCUUUCUCGUCAGCCGCAAAUCCCGAACCAAUGUUAGCUGAUAGAAUUGAGGAUAUCCGUUUUACCGGGAGGCACCAAAGUCGGCAACUCAGUGGACUUCUCCAUUUUGCGCGGAACAUUCAUUGGCCAGAUCUGGACAGCUUGACCGCGAAAGCGGCGGCGAAUGGUAUUACGAUUUCCGACAGCAUUCGAAGCACUCCCGUCGGAACACCCCUAUCGGUGUCUACACACCGGUCCUCGUACUUCGCGAAUCGACGACCACAAGUGAAGCGAGGGAUUUCACUUUCCAGGCACGUUCCGACCAUGAUCUACCCUGCGGGAUGGCUCUCCAAUUCUUAUAUUAGCGGACUAAUUCUACCAGGCGAAGGACUAAGCCAUUUUCUGAUUUCCACGUUGCUAGAGAAUGAUCCGAUUGCAUUGUCGCGGUUGGGUGACCAGGCGAAUCUUUAUGGUGGCUUCAUCUACCAGGGCAAAAGCUACUGGAGUACAGCGUGCAUUGUUGGACGGGUUUUGGCCGCCGGGAAGGGUGCGACGGAUUGUAUGGGCUGGGUUUACUCUGAGGUAUUGCCGAGGGGAGCGAAGGAGGGCUGGAUGGAUAUUGAGCUGGAGGAGACUCGAGAGCUGGCUAUCUUAUCUUCAAACGAGGAGCAAAACAACCCAAGACUCUGGCAGAAGCAAGCAGUGGAACACGAUAGCCACGUGGUUAAAGGAGCAGAAGGACUCUCUGGUGUGCUUCCAGGAGACUUUGUCGUCCCUUCAGAUGAGCCUACCGACAUAGAUAUCUGCGUUCACCUCGAGUCUCUGGACAUGUUCGAAGCCAAGGAUUCUAUCCUUUCGACACCCACUGAAGAGGAGCCUACCCCGUUCUCGCGGCUCAGCCUCGCUCCGACGGUCAAGACUUAUUCCGCAAUGAUGCGCUUUAUGGUUCUGGGAACUGAGAUGGCCAGUCGGGAAUUGAAUGUGGCGCUGAAUCACGAUGUGCAUUUCGUUACUGCGCAUCCAUGUAUCCCUUCUUCGCAUGUGGAGCUCUUGCGGUCGUCUUUGAGGCUGACUGAUAAGUACGCAGCCCACCCUCUCCACACGAACUAUACUUUCCACAAGACAUCUCUUUGUUCUCUCUUUUCUCCCCUUGGGCCCGCGCAGGAUCUGAAGACCAUCGAUCUCAUCGCGGCUGGGUUCCCCCCUAGGUCCCCUGAUCACACGAAUAUCGCCGUUUCUUCUGGUACACCCCAAUUCUUGAUCAUCGACUGUACCGACGCGUCACUGGCCUCGCUCCCUCCCCGAUCCGGAAGCGCGAGCCCACACAGUAGUAUGCGGGAGAGAGAAAAGAAAGAGAAGGCGAAAGGAGGUAGCGAUUUGGAGAUGCUGGCCAGGGCGGUUUGUGCGGAACGCGGGUGGAAUGCUGUGAUAAGUCGAAGGGGGCGGGGCUGUCUCGCUUGUGCUGUGAGGGAGGCCGGCGCGCUGGCUUGGAGGGUUGUGUUGAGACUUGCGUGA